Molecule: messenger RNA, 5201 nt
Organism: Columba livia (rock pigeon)
Lineage: Eukaryota; Metazoa; Chordata; Aves; Columbiformes; Columbidae
Gene: CCND2
Product: cyclin D2
Exons: 6
Coding region: 316-1173 (285 amino acids)
Biological process (GO): mitotic cell cycle phase transition; regulation of cyclin-dependent protein serine/threonine kinase activity
Cellular component (GO): nucleus; cytoplasm; cyclin-dependent protein kinase holoenzyme complex
Molecular function (GO): cyclin-dependent protein serine/threonine kinase regulator activity
Source: RefSeq, a predicted model, not a curated record
UCCCCUGCUAGUAGCGCGUAUGUAUGCCGGAGGAAGUAGCAUGGUGAUUGUUGUUAGAUUUCAGCUCGCGAACGCCGCCGAACCCCCACCCCUCGAGGAGCUUUGGGGUGUUCUUCGGAUUUGCUGUUAGGCUGCAGUUAGCAGGGAGCUGUGUGCUCCCUGCAGCUGCAGAUUAAGGGGGUACGGGAGGGGGGAGAAGUGAAUCAAGGGCUUGAGCGGCGUGAACGGGGCGUGCAUCUGGCACCCUGCUGAGCCCCAGGACAUUUCAUCCUUCGCCACCAUCGUCUCGAGAAAGAGGGAGAUCUCUUUGGAAACAUGGAGCUGCUGUGCUGCGAGGUGGAUCCCAUGAGGAGAGCUCUGCCUGACCCAAACUUGCUCUACGAUGACCGCGUUUUGCACAACUUAUUAACCAUAGAGGAGAGGUAUCUGCCCCAGUGCUCCUACUUCAAAUGCGUCCAGAAGGACAUCCAGCCCUUCAUGAGGAGGAUGGUGGCCACUUGGAUGCUGGAGGUCUGUGAAGAGCAGAAGUGUGAAGAAGAAGUUUUCCCUCUGGCCAUGAAUUACUUGGACAGAUUCUUAGCUGUGGUGCCCACUCGAAAGUGCCAUCUGCAGCUGCUGGGCGCAGUGUGCAUGUUCCUGGCCUCGAAGCUGAAAGAGACAAUCCCCCUCACAGCCGAGAAACUGUGCAUAUACACGGACAAUUCCAUCAAACCCCAAGAGCUGCUGGAAUGGGAGCUGGUGGUGCUGGGGAAGUUGAAGUGGAACCUUGCAGCCGUCACCCCGCACGAUUUCACUGAACACAUCCUAAGGAAGCUGCCUCUGCCUAAAGACAAGUUGCUUUUGAUCCGGAAGCAUGCGCAAACGUUCAUUGCUGUUUGUGCCACAGAUUUUAACUUUGCCCUGUACCCACCAUCAAUGAUAGCAACUGGAAGUGUGGGAGCAGCCAUCUGUGGCCUUCAGCUCGAUGAUGGGGACAGCCUCACAGACCUCCUGGCCAAGAUCACAAACACAGAUGUGGACUGCCUUAAAGCUUGUCAAGAACAGAUCGAGGCGGUGCUAGUAAACAGCCUUAGGCAAGUUCGGCAGCAGCAACAGCAAAGCAACCCCUCUAAGACGGUGGACGAACUGGACCAGGCCAGCACUCCCACAGAUGUGAGAGAUAUCAACCUGUGAGGACAUCAGCACAGAAAGUCACGCUUGCUCCCCCCGCCCUUUUAUUUUUGUUACUAUUUUUAGAGUGAAAUCUUCUUUUUUUUUUUUUUUUUUUUUUAAUCUGCUCCCACAUAGAACGUAUUUAAAGCUCUUUUAGGUAAAAAAAAUACAAAAACUGAAUAAUGAAAAAAAAAGCAUUUGGUGCCUGUGAUGUUCUACAGAAGGGAAUCCCACAAUAUAUUUGGUAAUUGCUAUUUGAUUAUGUAUCAGUGAUAUUAAAUGCUUAUGAAAGCAUACAAAGUAGCUAGAUAAAUAUAAGCCUGCGUUUGUGGGAACAAAGUAGAGUAUACUUGUCUGUGUAUUAUGACCUAGUGCAUACACCCCUUUUUUAGAUUUAAGAAAGGAAUCGUGUGUGCGAUUUUACGGCUUGACUAGAUUGCAAAGCAAUAGAAUAAAGGGUUUAGGGCAAAGUGGGAAAAGAUCCCUGAAGCAAUUGAACCAUGUUGAGUGCAGAAGAGAUUUGCUGAUCUGUCACCUCUGUUAUUAGUCAGAAGUGUUUGUUGGAUCUCUGUAUGUUAGUUUUGUUUACUCUUGCUGUCUGUGGUAGCUGCUACCUAAGAAAGAAGAUGCUUUAUUUUGCCAGCUGGAAGAGCAGGUGUUUUUUUUUCUUUGGUGUUUUUUUUUUUGUUUUGUUUUCUUUGGUUGGUUGGUUGGUUUUGGGUUGGUUUGGUUUUGUUUUGUUUUGUUUUCAAAUUCCCCUCUCCCCUCUUGACUUUUUCUACUUUUCCUUUAGAAAUGGUUCAUUCUAAGCACAGCAGCAUCUUUGGCAUAAGGGCAAUCCCGUUUACCCAGCUGUGGGCCAAGCCAAAGUUAUUGAGUGUUCAUGUUAGAUGGGGGAAAUGCACCAAUUAAUUCUGACCAGUUCGCUAAUCAGACUGCCUCUGACCUUUGGAUUGCAAGAUGUGGUGGAUCAUCUGUGAAAAGCAUUAUAGUCCUUUACAGCGCUAAUGCUUCACAUCAGUGUUAACCUUUGGCAGCUCCUUAGCUUGGCCAUAAAGACAUUUAAAUGACACUCUGUCCAUCUUCCUUUUUAACAUAUCCUCACUGUGUUAAAGAAGAUGAGAUUUUAUUUGAUCCCUCUUCUACCUGCCCAUCUUCCCCCACCGCCCCUACACACUUUUCAGCAUUUCAUUAACUUUAUUGAUCCACAGUGAGCAUUUUUGUAAACCAUUUCAUUCGAAAAGCACUUUGAAAAUUGUUCCUAAGGGAUUAAAUGAGAUGGUUUAUGACGAUUUUGCCGAGGAAAAAAAAAAAAAAGAAAAAAAAAAAGGAAAAAAAAUAAGAAGUCACAAAAGCAAAGCAUAUAGCUUUUCAUAGUCAAUAUUUUCCAGUAUCUGGUGUACUUGGUUAGUUGCAGUGUUGCUGGAAAUACCAACACCUGCUUCAGAUGACAUUCCUGUCAUGACAUUCCGGAUAAAAGCCCGAUGAUUUGUAUUGUUCAGUGUCACAGAAGGAUCUUAAUACCACCUGCAUGCUUACCUAUGGACAACAAAAGAAAAUUGCUGGUGCAAAAGACACGAGUGGUAAACAUCAAGGUGUGUGACUUGGAGUUUUAUUGCAAAGGUGUAUUCAUUGUACUUGAAUUUAUUUUUCUGCUCCAUCUGUAACGAAGAGGCAUUUAGAAGGCAAAGGAGUUGGAGCAACUUUUUUUUUUUUUUUGCACAAUUGUAUUAACAGUUUGCAAUUACACAGUAUGAAGCUGUUGGUUGAAAUGUUAAUGUUUGCAUUUUUAAGACAAAAAUCCAGAAAGAACAUGCUACUUUGAAGAAUAUUAUAUGAAUGGACUCAGCCGUAUUUGGCUAGAUGAGGGUAGAAAAUGGAUUAAGAUUCUAAGGUUUUGUUGGGGUUUUUUGUUUUUGUUUUUUUGGGGGGAGGGGUGUUUUGUUUUGAUUUUGGUUUUGUUUUUUUUUUUUGCGCUGCUAAGAAGCUAUGAUUUGUUUCAUUCUUAUUCACAUUAACAGUACUUAGCUGUAUUGUUUCACUGAGUGUGCUGCUAUUUUAUAAACAUUUUUAUAAUAUAUUAUUUUACUGCUUAAAUUUCAAAUCCUGAAGUAGAUGGUUAAGUGGAGAUAUGAUGAGUUCUUUGAUUUACUGGAAAUGCCCUGUACAGUUGUUCGGUUUUUUUUUUUCCUAAUAGCGUGUUCAUGAUUAUUUUUUUUAUUUUAUCUUUUUCCUUCUUUCGUUCUUUCUUUUUUUUUUUCUUCCUUCUCAAUCACAUCCUGCAAAGACGGUAUACUUACCUCAGGUUUACUGGACAAAACAGAAAUGGUUCCCAUUUUCACAAUACCUCACAACGUGACAGUUUGGUUUUUCCCCGGGGCCCGUGCUCCGGCCACACCGGGGAGAGUUUGCAGGCAGCCGGGGCGCUGGCUCCGUUUCGGUCUUCGGUAUCCUACUCAUAGUGGAAAAAAUGCAUUGAUUCUCUGCCAGAGCUGGUCUGGGACAUCCUUAUUCCCAAAAACUGGUGUUGGGGACAGCCUUGUUCUCACCACCGUGACCUCCCACCUUGAUGUUCCAUGUUGGGAGCACCUGAAGUUCAGCGAUGGUGUCUCUCCUGGAGGAAAAAAAAAUUGUUAAUUUUGUGGAAGCGAGAUUUAGGAGCCACAUGCAGCGCAUAAAUGAGAGGUCAGAUCAUUCCCUGACAGCCUUUCUGCAUGAGCAAACGUGGUUUCACAGGGGAGCGGGCAGGUGGUCCCCAAGACAGCGGGAUGGCCUCAGCACGCUGGGCACCGUAUCCAUCCCAUGUGCAUGGUUUGCUCCCCUCCAUGCUGCAGGUGAAGAAUAGGCAGGAGUAGGAUUUAGGGUGCAUUCCCCUGCUCUCCGUCCCACCUCCUGUGGUGUCCUGGUCCCAGGCAGGGGUCCCCUCUGCAGUAUUGUCCCCUUGGGGCUCCAAAGCACUGGUGGGAAGUGGAGUGAGGUCCGGCAUCAAGGUCAGCCCCUCGCACGUUGGUCAGAGGGGCGAAGAAGGGGAGUUGCUGCACCCUUGGGGUUUGGCAGCCCCAGUCCCUCGCAGGGACCCAGCAGGUGUGCGUGGGUCACCACUGGGGGCACGAGUGUCCAGCUGCAGUGACAUACUCAAAAAAAUACCAACCGUCUGGUUGCACCCAGGAGUGUACUGUAUUUGAAGUCUGAAAAACCUACAAUUUGGGCAUUUUCACAGUAGCAUUCGAAAUUAAAAUACUGCCUAGUACUUCUUUUUAACAUUAAAAAAAAAUGGAUACUAUUAUUGAAAAUGAUUUUUUCCCUGGAUUGCAGAAAUCAUAAAUCUUCCUGUUGAUGAAUAAAAAAAAAUACAUUGCUGAUUACACUUCCGCAAGUGCCAAAGGAUUGGCACAAUUGCUAAAAGCAUUUAUCUCAGCUUCCUAUUGAUGGUACUUUAAUGAUCUUGCCCUCCCUCCCAUUACUGUAGUGUAGGAGCACCUCAUAAUCAAUUUAUUUAUAUUCCCAACAUGCUUGUGAAAGAGAAAAAUACUAUUAAUCCCAUUUCAAUGUUGAUGAUUUAUGCUUGAAUAAUCGGACAGUUCUACAUUACUCAGCAAACUACCUGGCCACUGGAUUUUUUCCACUAUGUUUUAUUACCAUGUUCUCAUGUACCUCAGAAAUCACUCUCGGUUGCACAGUUUCUGUUCUCAAACUUUUUUUUUUUUGUUUUGCUUUAUCGAGUGUGAUGCCAUAUCAAGUCAACGUUAUUCUCUCACAAUGUGCUCUUUAAGAGGUGUGGAUGUUUAUAUGGUCAGGGGAUGCUAGAAAGUGCAGUAGUAGACAUGAUCAGUGUAAACAAAAGUAUUUAGAAAGUAUGCGAGAGUGUUUUCGAUGGAUAAGACUCUGGUACAGUGUAGUCUCGAUUACCUUUUAAAAGGUCUUCUGUGUUCAGUGUUGUCAUUUUUAUUAAUAAUCUGUUGUUUUGACUAGUUUAAAGAUGGUUCUAAGAAAAGUGUUUUGGCGGGACUAGGUAUGCUGUAUGGACAAUAAACUCACCUUGACCUAAA